This is a messenger RNA of Didymodactylos carnosus, 849 nucleotides long. The record is from the annotation of a GenBank genome assembly. NCBI's taxonomy places the organism in Eukaryota, Metazoa, Rotifera, Eurotatoria, Philodinida, Philodinidae.
AUGCCAACCGUUAAUGAACUUUUUUAUCCAUACAUACCACAAUUUCAACCAGGACCAACUGGUGAACCAACGCCAGCUAUUAAAGUUCUUAGUUCAUCAGAGAUUAAUACUGAUUUAAAUAAACUUCACGAAAUUCCAUCAUCCAACUCGUUGUCUUUAUCAAACAAAUUAUUAAUUGCGGGUGGACUAUUCUUAUGCGUAUGUACUGCAGUUGUUGUACCAGUUUUUAUUACGCAUUAUGUUAAUCAAACACGAAGUACAACGACUAAUACUACAACUGUACCAACCACCACAACUAGAGCUCUAAACUAUACUCAAGUUACUUUAGCUGGUGAUCCCAUUGCUGGUAUUUAUAAUGCAGCCUAUGGUGGCUCAAGUACAAAUUCAUCUGCUGGAUCUAAUACGGCUGGUACUUAUCCUUCAACUGAAAAUCCCCCAAAUUGUAUUGAUAGUAAUACAAAUACAAAAUAUUUAAAUUAUGGUGCUAAUUUUGAUGGUUAUAAUACUGGAUUUUAUGUUAUGCCACAAGUGGGCAGUUCAAUAGCAACAGGAAUUUUGUUCGCUACGGGUAAUGAUCAUAGUGAGAGAGAUCCAAUAACAAUCACAAUUGAAGGUAGUAAUGCAGCUGCAUCUCUCCUUAGUCAAGGUUCAUCAUGGACAUUGAUUUACAAUGGGUCAACCGGUAUUUCACCAACAGUUGACCCGGGGAGAAGCACAUAUGUUCAACAACAAAAUUUCACAAAUACUCAAGCAUAUACAAGUUAUAGGGUUUUAGUCACAUCAGUAAGAACAGCAUCAAAUGGGUGCUGUGUACAAUAUAGUGAAUCACGAAUUUAUGGUUAUGUUUAA